ACCCCCUCACACGGCCGCCUAGAGGCACCUGCACAGACCACAGGCUCAUAUCGACUACACCCAGUGGUCCAGGAUCUCAUGAAUGCUCUUACACGUGCAGAGAGCAGCCACUCAUUCUCAGUCACACAAUCAUGGGGUCACAUACACCUCCAUUCUCUUCUUAGGUAGAUGCUGGCGCGAGUGCCUGUGCACACACACGCUGAAUCUUAGAAAUAUUUACAGCCUCACAAACAGGCUUAACAUACAAUUGGAGACACACGUAGAGCCACAUAACCUCACCUAGACACACUAUCACAAAGUCGUGUAUAAAACCCCCUAAACCUACCCAUCCUUAGCCACACACACACACCCUCACUACAUUGCCCGUAUCCUCCAGACAGACUUACGGUUGUUCCAGCAGGCUCCCCUUCCCCUCGACCUCCUCCCCCAGGGCCCCCUCGAGCCCCGGAGCACUUGAAGGGGCGGAGCCGUCUCCUCAGAUAUAAGGCUCCGGAGCCCGCAGCUGCGGCUCCUCAGACCUCCAAAAGGCCAUGGUCUGCCCGUGGAUGCCUCAACUCCUGUCCUGGGCAGCGAUCCUGGCGCUGUUUUUCCUUCCCCAGGCACGGCCGGCAGGCGUUUUCGAGCUUCAGAUCCACUCUUUCCGGCCCGGAUCAGGCCCAGGGGCCCCCAGGUCUCCCUGCAGUGCCGGGGGCCCCUGCCGCCUCUUCUUCAGAGUCUGCCUGAAGCCCGGGACCCCAGAGGAGGCCGCGGAGCCUCCGUGCGCGGUGGGCGCGGCGCUGAGCGCGCGCGGACCCGCCUACACCAAGCAGUCCUGGCCUCCAGCUCCUGACCUGCCGCUGCCCGACGGCCUGAUGCGCCUGCCCUUUCGCAACGCCUGGCCGGGGACCUUCUCUCUCAUCAUUGAAACCUGGAGAGAAGAGUUAGGAGAGCAGGUUGGAGGGCCCGCUUGGAGUCUGCUGGCGCGCGUGGCCGGCCGGCGCCGCCUGGCGGCCGGGGGCCCGUGGGCGCGGGACGUGCAGCGCGCCGGUGCCUGGGAGCUGCACUUCUCCUACCGAGCGCGCUGCGAGCCCCCAGCCACCGGGGCCGCGUGUGCGAGCCUCUGCCGCUCGCGCAGCGCCUCCUCGCGGUGCAGUCCGGGACUGCGCCCCUGCGCGCCGGUGGAGGACGAGUGCAAGGCACAGCCGGCAUGCCGGGCCGGCUGCAGCCCAGAGCACGGUUUCUGUGAGCAGCCUGAUGAAUGUCAAUGCCUGGAGGGCUGGACGGGGCCCCUCUGCACAGUCCCUGCCUCCACCAGCACCUGUCUCAGCUCCAGGGGCCCGUUCUCUGCUGUCGCUGGAUGCCUCGUGCCUGGUCCUGGCCCUUGUGAUGGCAAUCCAUGUGCCAACGGGGGCAGCUGCAGUGAGACGCCCGGAUCCUUCGAAUGUGCCUGUCCCCGUGGGUUUUAUGGGUUGCAGUGUGAGGUGAGUGGGGUGACAUGUGCGGACGGACCUUGUUUCAAUGGUGGCUUGUGUGUGGGAGGCACAGACCCGGAUUCUGCCUACGUCUGCCACUGCCCACCUGGUUUCCAAGGCUCCAACUGUGAGAAGAGGGUUGACCGGUGCAGCCUGCAGCCAUGCCAAAACGGCGGGCUCUGCCUGGACCUGGGCCACGCCCUGCGCUGCCGCUGCCGCGCCGGCUUCGCGGGCCCGCGCUGCGAGCGCGACCUGGACGACUGCGCGGGCCGCGCCUGCGCCAACGGCGGCACGUGCGUGGAGGGCGGCGGCGCGCGGCGCUGCUCCUGCGCGCUCGGCUUCGGCGGCCGCGACUGCCGCGAGCGCGCCGACCCCUGCGCCGCGCGGCCCUGCGCCCACGGCGGCCGCUGCUACGCCCACUUCUCCGGCCUGGUCUGCGCCUGCGCGCCCGGCUACAUGGGCGCGCGCUGCGAGUUUCCGGUUCGCUCCGACGGCGACGGCGCGGACGACGACGACGACGACGACCGCGGGGGCGCCUUGCCCGCGGCCCCUCCGAGCCUGCCGCAGGGCGGCCCGCAGCGCCUCCUCCUGCCGCCGGCCUUGGGGCUGCUGGUGGCCGCAGGUUUGGCCGGCGCUGCGCUCUUGCUGGUCCAGGUGCGACGCCGUGGCCUUGGCCGAGGUCCGGGGCCUCGCUUGCUGCCGGGCACCCCGGAUCCAUCGGUCUUGGCGCUUCCUGAUGCGCUCAACAACCUGAGAACGCAGGAGAGAACCGGGGAGGACCCGAGCCCGUCAGUAGAUUGGAAUUGCCCUGAAGAUGGAGACUCCAGUGAGAUUUACGUCAUAUCUGCUCCUUCGGUCUAUGCUCGGGAGGCCUGACCUGCUCCUUCUCCAUCAGCGCCUGGAGACAGAGCUUGGAUAUUUUUCUGUUUACCUGAUGAUGCCCAACCAAUCUCUGCCUGACACUUUGGAGUUCAACCUGGAAGGGGUGGCUGGUAGAAUUUUACAGUUGGAAGUACAUAAUGGUUAUUUAUAUCAUUGAAUUUUUUUCUUUCCACUUCUCCAGAGACUUCUAUACUGACUCUUAUUUUGAUCAG
Molecule: messenger RNA, 2545 nt
Organism: Pipistrellus kuhlii (Kuhl's pipistrelle)
Lineage: Eukaryota; Metazoa; Chordata; Mammalia; Chiroptera; Vespertilionidae
Gene: DLL3
Product: delta like canonical Notch ligand 3
Exons: 9
Coding region: 531-2327 (598 amino acids)
Biological process (GO): Notch signaling pathway; heterophilic cell-cell adhesion; multicellular organism development
Cellular component (GO): plasma membrane; protein-containing complex
Molecular function (GO): calcium ion binding
Source: RefSeq, a predicted model, not a curated record